UUGCCCUGUCGCUCGGAGAGUCGAGUUUGUGCAGGCUUAAGUUGUCACUGGUACGAUCACGCAUCUGGUCUCAGUGCGCUCUGCUUGGGCUUGGAGUAGUGUGUACAUGUAUGCUGAUGCGCAGAAGAGCUUUAAAAUGCUCUAAUGUGAUGCAGGUUGCUGAGUAAUUCGUUUAGACCACCAAGCGAAGUGAAGUGGACUUUGGAUUGAUGGACAGGGACUACUCAUGUGUGUCUGUCUGUGGGACCACAUCUGACACCAGCCUGAGAGGACAAUUUAAUAAAUGUUGCUUUACCGUCUGGCGGUCGUCGCCAGCUCUGCACGACCUACAGACGUCCAUGCUGCAGAUCUCUCUGUGCCCAAAUCAGCGCUUCCAACCUCGUUCCCGCACACCCCUCCUUGGCACCGUCUUUUAAUGAGACUGGGGCUGUUACCGAAUUCUCUGUCCAUAGUGUUCUUCAGUUGCCUGCAUACAUACUACACAUCACCCCAGACUUCAAGUGUACCUUGGACGAAUUCAGGAAGUGUGCAGUAAUGGCUUCCUCUCCUUCCUCUACGAGGAAAUAAUCCAAAUGUUGAUCAGUUCUCAGGACAUACCAAAACACUAAUUCAGGAUUUAAAAAAAAAAAAAAAUCUUUUUAAAUAAACAAUCCAAAUCUAGAAGAGAAAAAAAAAGUGCAUGCACAAUGAGCUCAGACAGUUUUCAGUACCGUGCACUGUAUGAGUACAAGCGAGAGAGAGGAGAUGACAUCUCCCUGCAGCCCGGAGACCUCCUUACUGUCAGCAAGCUAGCAAUUCUGACCCCGGACUACCAGGAGGGUGAUGAGAAGAACCCCGCGGGCUGGCUCCAUGGCACAAACGAACGCACCAAAGAGAAAGGCAACUUCCCGGGGACGUUCGUGGAAUACGUGGGGGUUGUGCGUGUGGGCCUACCUGCAGGAAAACCCUGGCCUAGACCUGUUCCCCCAACCCCUGGAGGACCCCAAACACCUGUAGGACCCCAGCCUCCAGGAGCUUGCGCUUCAGGGGGUUGUGGGUUGGGGGAUUCUCUGGAGCAGUGUACCGUGCCGGACCAGGCCCCAGCCGUGGUGCUCAGACUCAUUGAGGCUCUGGAGAGACCGGGCUGGGAAAAUGAGCCUCUCUACAGAACCCUGUUAGCUUCCAGUGCACCGCUCGACCUACAACAGGCUCUGGACACAGACCCCGCUGCAGUGGACUGUGAGCAGUAUGACUUGGCCGUGUUGGCUGAUACUCUCAGGGCUUACCUGCAGGAGCUGCCAUGUCCCAUCAUCCCAUCUGUGCUCUACAGUGAGCUGGUCUACACUGCUCAGGAAAUAGCAAGUUUGGAGGAUUGUGGUCAGCAGCUGAAGAGGAUCCUGGACUCCCCCAGCAUGCCACAGUCUAACCACCAGCUCCUGGUCUAUCUGACCCGUCACCUCAGCAAAGUGACUCAGAGUGGAGGAGCUGCUCAGGCCAGUGCCAGGUUUCUGUCUCAGGCCUACAUCGAGCUGGUCUUUAAACACAGCCAUUUCAGCACGGAUGUGAACCCGGAUCAUCACGUGAAGAUUCUGGAAGCCCUCAUCGUCGUGGGAGGCCUGUCUGAGAUGCAAGCUGCCCCAGCUCUUCCUCCGAAGCCGGCCAAACCCAUGACUCCUGUGAACAGUAACGGUGUGAAGGAGGCGGCAGGGAGCUCGUUGCAGGAAGCCGAAUGGUACUGGGGAGACAUAUCAAGGGAAGAGGUGAACGAUAAACUGCGAGACAUGCCAGACGGGACCUUCCUGGUACGGGACGCCUCGACUAAAAUGCAGGGAGAUUACACGCUAACUUUAAGGAAAGGCGGCAACAAUAAGCUAAUAAAGAUCUACCACCGUGACGGCAAGUACGGUUUCUCGGACCCGCUUACCUUCAGUUCGGUGGUGGAGCUCAUCAGUCACUACAGACACGAGUCUCUGGCUCAGUACAACACGAAACUGGACGUCAAGCUCAUGUACCCCAUCUCCCGCUACCAGCAGGAUCAGCUGGUAAAAGAAGACAACAUUGAUGCUGUGGGGAAGAAACUCCAGGAAUAUCACAAUCAAUAUCAGGAAAAGAGCAAAGAGUAUGACCGUCUGUACGACGAGUACACAAAGACUUCGCAGGAGAUCCAAAUGAAACGCACGGCAAUAGAAGCCUUCAACGAGACCAUCAAGAUAUUCGAAGAGCAAUGUCACACUCAGGAGCGCUACAGCAAGGAAUAUAUCGAGCGCUUCCGCAGAGAGGGCAACGACAAAGAAAUCGAAAGGAUAAUGAUGAACUACGCCAAGCUCAAAUCGCGACUAGGGGAGAUCCACGAAAGCAAAAUCCGCCUGGAGCAGGACCUGAAGACACAAGCGCUGGACAACAGGGAGACAGACAAAAAGAUGAAUAGCUUAAAGCCAGAUCUUAUCCAGCUGAGGAAAAUCCGAGAUCAGUAUCUUGUCUGGCUCAAUCACAAAGGCGUACGUCAGAAACGAAUAAAUGACUGGCUGGGCAUCAAAAACGAGAACACAGACGAUACUUACUUUGUGAGCGAAGAGGACGAGAACCUGCCACACUACGAUGAGAAGAGUUGGUUCGUUGGGGACCUGAACCGCACACAGGCUGAGGAUCUUCUGCUGGGCAAGCCAGACGGAGCCUUCCUCAUCCGCGAGAGCAGCAAGAAGGGCUGUUACGCCUGCUCUGUAGUUGUGGACGGAGAAGUGAAGCACUGUGUGAUCUACAGCACGCCGCGCGGUUACGGCUUCGCUGAGCCAUACAACCUGUACAGCACUCUGAAAGACCUUGUUCUGCACUAUCACCAGACCUCGCUGGUCCAGCACAACGACUCGCUCAACGUGCGCCUGGCCUACCCCGUCUACGCACAGAUGCCCUCAGGCCCACGCAGAUGAGGCCCCGCCCACUCCAACACACAUAUACACACACACACACGUCCCUACAAACAAAACAAAAUCCAACACGACAAACACUUGCUGCAGCACACACACACACACACACACACACACACACACACACACACACACACACACGUCAGCCACCUUCGGAGUUCUAUAUUUUUACUAGAACAAUUUGGAGGGCAUUCUUUCUAAAGACUGCUUGAUUUGCACAAGGAAGUUUUAAAUGUUUGUGAAUGUGAAAAAAAAGACAGAAGGAAGCAGAAGAGGCGAGUUUCAGGUGACCCACGCUGCUACCUAAACUCCAGCUGGGACUUUUUACAUGCUUCUUGAUUUAAAGCUUUUUUUUUUUUUCUUUCUUUCUUUCUUUUUUUCAUGGUCAUUCAUUUGUUCAUUUUUAUCCCUUUCUCCCGUCCUCCUUUACUAAGUGCAAGGCAGGAAAAUAUAUGUUUGGUUCUUCUCUCUUUCUCUCUCUUUCCCUCUCUCUCUCUCAUUGUGUGUAUGCUGAAAAGGCAAAUGUAUGUAGCAAACAGACGCCUGACACUUUCCAGAGUGUUGCUCACAGUAACUGCUGCUGAACAAGGGAUUGUGGGAGGGAAUGGAACAGGACAGGGGGGAUAGGGUGGGCUGGGGGGACAAGCUGAGAGGGCACAAGUGAAAAUAUGUCUUAGUCUUAAACAAAACAAGCUUGCUUUUAUAUGUUAAGAGGGGAGCUGUUUGAUUUUUUGUUUUGUUUGCUUUUCUUGCUGGAUCUGAUCUGUUGUUUUUUGUUUGUUUGUUUGUUUUUUUUUAAACCUUUCUAAGCAGUUAUGGUGUUACAGUCCAGUGCAGAGACCAAAGUUAGCAUAGGGAGGAAGUUCCUUUAUGAUUUUUUAUUUUUUUUCUUUUUUCGUUGCUCUGUUAAUUUGCUUAAUGAGAACGAGAGGAAAGUGUUAUUUCACCCUAAAACCUAAGACUCGGUAACUAAAGCUCCAGACAGAAAUAAAGAUUAUAGUUUUCUUGA
Molecule: messenger RNA, 3912 nt
Organism: Ictalurus punctatus (channel catfish)
Lineage: Eukaryota; Metazoa; Chordata; Actinopteri; Siluriformes; Ictaluridae
Gene: pik3r3b
Product: phosphoinositide-3-kinase, regulatory subunit 3b (gamma)
Exons: 16
Coding region: 687-2906 (739 amino acids)
Biological process (GO): insulin receptor signaling pathway; phosphatidylinositol phosphate biosynthetic process
Cellular component (GO): phosphatidylinositol 3-kinase complex
Molecular function (GO): 1-phosphatidylinositol-3-kinase regulator activity; protein binding
Source: RefSeq, a predicted model, not a curated record